Molecule: messenger RNA, 1356 nt
Organism: Malurus melanocephalus (red-backed fairy wren)
Lineage: Eukaryota; Metazoa; Chordata; Aves; Passeriformes; Maluridae
Product: KAT8 regulatory NSL complex subunit 1-like
Exons: 8
Cellular component (GO): NSL complex
Molecular function (GO): histone acetyltransferase binding
Source: RefSeq, a predicted model, not a curated record
AUGUGUUUCUGCAGGAGGAGGAGGGCAGAGUGGAGGUGGGCAGCAGACCGUGCUGCCAUCGUCAGCCGCUGGAACUGGCUCCAAGCUCACGUCUCAGACCUGGAAUACCGAAUCCGGCAACAAACGGACAUUUACAAACAGAUCAGAGCCAACAAGGGGCUGAUAGUUCUUGGUGAAGCAUCACCCCCUGAUCCUGCAGUAGAAGAUUCAUCCCGUCCUGUUAGAGCUGAAGUGAAGCUGGAACCUGGGGCUGACCGGCUGAGUGUGUCUGGAUCCCAGCCACUAGAAAACUUGGGUGUUUCUGCUGCAAAUACUCCUGAAUCCCAUCCCAAGCCCUGCGGAGCACCAAGACCUGUCAAUGGAGUUAUUAACACUCUUCAGCCUGGCCUGGCAGAACACGCUCAGGGAGAUGGUCAGGAAGCUGAGGAGCUGCUGCAGAAAAAGCAGCGCCUGUCGCUGGCCCCCUCGGACGGGACGUGUGUGGCCGCUCGCACCCGCCCCGUCCUGAGCUGCAAGAAGCGGCGCCUCGUUCGACCCAGCACCAUCAUGCCCCUCUCCAAAAAGGCCCACCGGAGCAGCCUGGCACGCUGCAGCUGCGACGUGAACCCCUCGUGUGCCCUGUGUGGCACCCGCAGCCCCAGCAGCCUGGAGAUCCAGUACGAUGCCCCUUUGCUGGAGCGCCUGGCGCAGCUGGAUUCCUGCAUCCAUCCUGUCCUGUCAUUCCCAGAUGAUGUGCCGACGAGCCUGCACUUCCAGAGCAUGCUGAAAUCCCAGUGGCAGAACAAACCCUACGAGAAAACUAAACCUCCCAAAAAGCUGUCGCUGAAGCACAGAGCCCCCGUGCCCCCCAGCCUGGCUGACCCCGCGCGCAAGGACCGCCACAAGCUGGUCAACUCCUUCUUCACUGCAGCCAAGCGCUCACAUCAAAAAGCCCAAGCAGACAAGGCACACAGGCCGCCUUUAGACGAUUUUUCGGCCGUGUCCAAGGCCGAGAGAGCGCCAGAGCGCUCUGCCCAGCCUCCUGCCUUUGACAAAAAGCGAUUGCGAGACUGCUCAUCUGAGAGGAGUGAAGUGUUGAAGCAUCACACGGAYGUCGGUGGCCCGAGCUACCUGUCAGCAGCUGUGACCCCCACCCCUCACAGCCCCAUAGCUCGGCAGCUCUCCACCUCCUCCGAGGGCUCCACUCCCACCAGCUCCGCGUCCCAGGGCACCUCUGGCAGUGCUGUGAGUAUCCGUGACCUUCUGGAGGGGUUCUGGGCUCAGCUCCAUCAUGGGGGAUCAGMUUUUGGGCAGGUUUUGGGCUGGGGGAAUGCUCAGUGGUUCUCUUGCCACGCUGGACCCAUCUGGGGUUGCUGG